Messenger RNA from Drosophila erecta, 592 nucleotides. RefSeq lists its product as uncharacterized. The record is from RefSeq and is a predicted model, not a curated record. Lineage: Eukaryota; Metazoa; Arthropoda; Insecta; Diptera; Drosophilidae. The transcript has 3 exons.
AUGAUGAACGCGACCACGCAAAGUAGAAGUAGCUGCCCGAUCUGGGAGUCGAGGACGGAGUCUGGCUCCAGACCAUAAAAUCCCGAGGGCGGAACCGUUCGGGAACUUCUCGAGCGCCCUUGGGCUGGCGCCACCAACAUUGAGCAGCAGCUUGGGGCGGCGACUGCAGAUCGGCUCCAAAUCGCAGCAGUCCAGGUUGCAGCUCCAUUGCAACCACAGGCAUCAAUAGCACCACCGACGACGAAAAGGCAGGAGAAGACCAAGGAGAUCCAAGCAUGUUAAUCGAGUCAUAUCGAUUUUGGCGUGACGAGUCCGGCCGAAUAACUGUGAGACAUAAUGAAUGAGUGUUGGCCAAAUUGCAACUUGGCUUGCCAGCCGGCCAGUUAAGGGUUAAUGGAUGGCCACCAAGGGGAGUUUGGAGGGUCCAGGCGGUGGUGCUCUGCUUCUUCCAGUUUACGGCCCAGUCACUAAUAUCUCAAUUGGCCAGCGGAGGGUUCGCUUAACUGCCCCAUUGGGCCACCCACCUGGGGCAUCUGCACCUGUCCACGUCGUUUCCGACUUUCCUGAUCCUCCUUGUCCUGUUCCCGAUACC